CAAUUGACUAUGUGAAAAAGACAACAUAUAUAUAACACAAAGAAACACACAACUUUUAUUUAUUAUUCAAAUCGGUGUAUUAAACUAAGGUUGUUACGAUUUAGGAACACAAAGACAUUGUCAAUUCUCUUCAGCUUCGACCUGUUUCAACUUUUGUUAUGUUCGGAUGCGAUUUUAAUACAAGGGAGAAAUGGGGUAACACCAAUCUUAUCAUCUUUCAACAACAUCUCUUCAAUACAAACCAGUUAUCCUUUUUCAAAUUUUUCAAAUAAUCUGAUCACUGCAACUUCCUGUUGCUCUUUCAAGGUUGUGGUAUGGAAGAGAGUAUUGAUUUGAGAAAUGGUGUGGAAUUGGCAACAUCAGUCUCUGAUAAGCAUCUUGAUCUUCUGAGGCCAUCUGCCAGAAAUUAUUCAAUUUUUAGAGGUCAAGCAAUGGAAGGUGGAGACCCUGAAAAGGGCACCUAUACCUUAAUCAGAGGUCCUGAGGACUUCCAAACAGGACUUUAUGACAGACCCCUUCCAUGUUAUGGUUGUGGAAUUGGAUGGUUCUCAUUUCUUUUGGGAUUUCUGUGUCCACCUCUCUGGUAUUAUGCCACAAUCCUUUACUUUGGAAACUAUUACAGAAAGGAUCCUAGGGAAAGGGCAGGGUUAGGAGCUUCUGCAAUUGCUGCACUGAUAUUCACAGUAGCAUUGCUGAUCAUAGGAACUGUUCUUCAUUUACGCUCACCCUGAUGCCAGUUCCAGCAGUAAAGAUGAUUAAAAUACAUAUCAGAAACAAUUGCAUGUGUAUAUAACUAAGUAUGAAGGAAAAUAUGCUUCAAGAUACUGCAAAAUCUGUGUACUACUAGAGAAGGAUGAGAAGUCACCCUUACUAGAUUUGUGUAUUAAGUGUAUACAAAAGAAUUCUUCACUUUCUUCUUACGAAUCUUACACAGAUUUUAUCAUUCAUGUUAUGUUAUGAGAAUUUUGUUACUGAUUUUGCUAUAAUCAUAAGAGCACAUGUCAAACAAUAGUGAUCAUGUCUUAAGGCAGAACCAUUGUAAC
This is a messenger RNA of Vigna radiata var. radiata (mung bean), 1043 nucleotides long. RefSeq lists its product as uncharacterized. The record is from RefSeq and is a predicted model, not a curated record. The transcript is spliced from 5 exons. The coding region runs from base 315 to 731 and encodes 138 amino acids. Lineage: Eukaryota; Viridiplantae; Streptophyta; Magnoliopsida; Fabales; Fabaceae.